GUAAAGGCAACGGGUUAGGAGGGUUGGAGAGGAACGGGGCGGGGCGUCGCAUGACACGCGCGCGCCGGAGAGCGGGGCGGUGCUUAAUGACAGCUCCGCCCUCCCCGCUUUUCUGCUUGCCUUGCGCAGAGGAGCGCGCGAGCAGAGGCCCCGCCGCAGCUCCUCCCCGAGCCCCUCCCACGCCCUGCCGCUUUUCCUUUCUGCCGUCAGAGCCGCGUUAGCAACACCGCCGCCGCUACCAGAAGCAGCAGCAGCAGCAGCAAGAGCAAGAGGAGCUCCUCCUCCUCCUCGUGUCCGCGCGCGCGCCCCCCUCUUCGGUCUCUCCCCCCCCCCGUCUCUCUCUCUUUCUCUCCCCCUCCGGCUCCUCCUCCGCCCUGCAUGGUCCAUCGCCGCCGCCCUGCUCCGGCACCACCACCUCCGCGGCCGCCUCCGCUUCCCUCAGGCUCAGCUCCUCCUGCCCUCGGCGGUGGCGCCCUCAGCACCCAGGCUGUAUGAUCAGGCUACAGUCUUCAAUGAGUAACCAUAUUCCUGUGAGUAACGGGCGACCCUCUCGCCGCCUCUAAUCACCGUUUUUUUCCCCUCUCCCCCCCCCCGUCUCUCUUUCUCUCCCUCCAUGUUCGUUUCUUUGUUCCUUGGGCCGCGACGGCGUUUCCAUCAGGCGGGCGGGCAUGUCGUGGAAGCGCCCCCCCUCCCCAGCUGAGGCGCCGUCCUCUCAGGCGAGGCGGCGGCGGCACACAAAGCCUCCAUUCUCUUCUAGAAAAGGGAGGAGGACGCCGCUCCCUCAACCUGUUCUUCUUUCUCUGGGCUCCUUUCCCCACGUCGCUGUGAAAGCGGCGGCGGCAGAUGGCCGCGUCCUGACUCGACUUGGCCAUGGAGGGGAGGCAUAGAGUGAGAAAAGGGGGCUUCGACGCUUGCCUUUCGGAAGGAGGCGUAUGGGCGGGAGGCGGCGGCGUCGCCACUGUCUGGAAGCGGCGGGGUGGGGGGGGGAGAGAAGUAGGAGCCGCGCGGAUGGAGGGAGCGAAGCAGCAGCAACAAGCAUCUCCUCGAUGUUUGUGGAGGGGGGAGGGCGUCGGUUAGCCUGCAAGCCCCACCGCCAUGCUGCAUGGGGUGGGGGUUUACAGGGCCCUGCCGCGCGCGCCAUGUGCCCCCCGCUUCCUUUCAAUCCGUGCCCGGCCCAUCGGGGGUUGUCUCUGCGGCGUGUCCCUCGACCUUUAAACCCGGUCGCGACGACGUGUCAUUUGCCCGAUGCCCCCCUUUUUUACACCGGUGGAGCCGCGCUGCUUUUGGGGGGGGGCACCGGCCCGCGUGUAUCCCCUGAAAGCCCCCGCCAGUUGGGAGGCGAAGGAUGCAACCAAGGGAACAGAGCAAGGAUUGCCGGUGGCGGGUGGGGGAGAAGCAGGAUACGAACACACACACACACGUACGUUGGUGAAAUCGUGCGGGUUUAAAAUAGGGAAACAAGUGUAUUAAAUCGCAAACGCCAGCCUCAACAAUUCGGAUUCCGCCUCCGCUUGUCUUAAAGCGGGUUCAGAAAGGACGCCGCGUGCAGAAAGAUUUGGGACAGUUCUUAUUGAGUACAGUAGUCAUUAGCCGCCUCUCCCCAUACUCUGGGUGACUGCAGCUCCGUUAGAAAAGGCCAGUCCGCCCUUGGUGCCUACCUCUGCCCAAGAGAUGCACCCGAUCCUAGGCAGCGCGAAUGAAACACGCCAGAUUCCCCCCCCCCACACACACACACCCGAAUUGUAUCAAUGGGCUUCGCUGUGAGUCGUGAUUCUGGGAAAGGAAGCGGGGGCGUUUCUCUCCACCCCUUGCUGCGUGGCUCGGUUCGUUGAGGUGAGGAAAGGAAACAAGUCGAGACAUGUCCCGGCCGCUACCUGGCCACGGCGGGGCUAUUGCGCUUCCGAGUGUGACUCACCACUGGGGCGUGCGGGGAGGGGGUGAAGGGAGAGUGGAGAGGACAUCUGGCGGGGCUGGGUCAACGUGGCUUUCCCGUCUCUCUGCUGUCUGCAUGCAGAUGACGAGCACGCUGCUUCCCGCUCACGCUGCAGUCACACGCCGGAAGAAGGGGAGAACCGCAAAAAGGACGCGAUCGGGGCAAAAAGAUUUUUUUGCCAGGUUUCCUGCGCAGUCGGUUGCUAGGGUGGGAAGAGAGCGACAGCCUGGAACACGACCUCGUGUCUGCUUUGCUAGGGAGACCCUGUCACUUGGGCUGAGGAAGCAUGUACUUGUGUGUCAUGUGAGAAGCAUAUUAAGUGUCAAGAAAGGUGAUGUGGUUUAUAGGUUUUGAGUUAACAAGGCAGUCAAUCUUUCGGCUGAGUCACAGGAUUGUAUUUACUGUAAUUUGGAACAUCCUGGUAAGUUUGUUUAUAUGAGGCCAUGAUGUGCUGUAAGUCUAAGAGGACUUCAACCCCCCCCCCCCCAAUUUAUGAAGGUAUCUCCCCCCAAAAAAUCAAGUUAUUUUCUAAACACUUGGGGAAUGGUUGGUUUGCAUAUUUUUCAAAGUAAUUUCUAAAGUCAAUAACCAAUAAAUUUUUGAAUUACUGUAGUUAAGAUGUCCACAUUCCUUGAUUGUUUUUGAGACUCCAUACAAAUGUUGUGGCUACUUAAGAAAAAUUGUAAAAGCUAUAAUUGGCUAAAGGCAGCGAUAAUGAUCUUUUUUCAUGGAACAGGUUGUACCAUAAUCAAUCCGGAUUCAUUUUGUAAGCAGAAAUUAGAACCUGAUCAAAAUCAGUGGGGAUUUGUAAAGAUACAUUGAACAGUUCUUAAAUCUAAAAUAUCCUUUGAGUCUGGAGGAGUUUCUACUGCUGGCUGUCUUUUGCUGUAGCCUGAAUUUUUAACUGGAGGAGGCAAUUAUUCAUGUAUCAUGAAAUGGCUACCAUGCCUGCUCAUUGAUUCAGACACCUGCCCCAUCUAAAUUCCAGAGCUUCCACCUCCUCAGAAGUUCCUUCUGUUAUUCCUCCUUCUUGUCAUUUGUCACUUUUCCCAUUUCAUCUACUUCUUGCACCUUCCCACACACUUCUAAUCAAGCUACUUUUCUGCAGUUCUCAGGGCUAGCAUUCUAAUCUUGGUUUCCUCCUAUGGUUCUAGGCAGUUUUCAAUGGCUUUCCAGCCAUGUCAUGCUCUACAGCUCACUUGCUUGUCCUGAUGCUUUGAGUGUGGUUGCUAGUGUAGGAUGUGGGGAGGAAACAGGAAGAACCUAAAGUGGCUGAGUUCAAUAAAUGCAUAUGCUAUUUAGUUUGAAAGACUUUAGGACUCUUCGCAACAUGGCAGAAGCUUUUUUACCUUCAAAAAUCUGCACGAAGCCCAAAGUUGUUGUCAUUUGUCUAAAUAAAAUAGCAACUUUAGUUACAGUAGGACUUGGAGCAGACUUGUUUGUAACAGAUUCCCUGAUGCAAUAAUACUUGGAACAUGUAGUUCAGGUAGGCAAAUACCAUGCAGGGUAGGCACAUAUGAAAUUACUAAUUAAGCCACAAUAUAUUCCUCUGUUUCAGUGACAACUGUUUGUAGUGGUCAGUUUGCUUGUCAGAGACAACCACUAUUAAUUUACAACUGUGGGCUGAAACUAUGUAAUAAACAGUUCUGAUAGUGCAAUAACUUUUGAUACACAGUGGAGCUUACCUGUGCGACCCUUAGUUCUGACAGUUCCCCAGUCAUCCAGAUCAGAUUAAUUUGUCUUGAAAAGAGAGCAUCUUGUGCAAAGAGGAAUGAACUAGUACUAAGUUUAAAACGUGUUGACUAUAAUAAAUGAAUUCUCAGAUUACAGGAUAAAUAGAUAAAUUUUGCUGUGGUCAAAUUUCUAUUUUAGCUUCAUAGCCUUCAAUUUCUUCUCUCCUUUUCUUUGUCUUCUAUUGCUACAGUGGUCUUUUAAAAGUUGUUCUGUUAGGUUUAUGUGCUGUCCUUUUAUCUUAACUGUACAUUUAAGAAGUUCUUAUAUUUAAAAGUACUGGGUUGUCUCCAGGGCUGUCUUUCCAUGAACAGAUGGUUCUGGUGAUUUAAGUGGUUUAACCCUUGCUCUUGUGCAGCACUCCUCACCACCUAAAGCCACACACACACACACCACCUCUGGAGUAGAUUGGGACAGGAACUCCAGAGGAAAGGGGAGGAUCAUCAGCAAGAAGCACCACUUUCACCAUUGCAUUUAAGGGGCAGGAAUUUAUGCUGAAUCAAAGCCACCAGUGAACAGAAGGACUGUAUUGGCUACAAUGAGGUUCCUUCUGUGGAGGUUCUCAUACUGUUCCAGAGGAUCCUCCUACUCUCAAGAGCAUAUUUGGGGAGUAGGCAAAAAAUGCAUUGCUCCCAAACUUCAGUGUGCAGAACUCUGCCCUGGGCGUCUCUGGAUCUCACCAUUAUCGUGAAUUACUGGAUCUCACCAUUAUCGUUAAUUACUGGAUCUCACCAUUAUCGUUAAUUGUACACCAUUAUUGUUAAUUGUUGUUAAUUAUUAUAUGAACUGGCUGCUUUAUAUUGCUUACAGUGUGCAAUCAUAACAUUGCCCAGAGAGCCAUUGUAAUGAGGUGGCAACACAUGCAAUAAAUAAAAUCUUAAACAAGAGGCAUACACAUAGAAGACAGGCAUGGAUGCCAUUUAAAAAACUGCAUCUUGGGACCAUUCCUUCCUAUAUCUGAGAAUGGGGGAAUACUUCCUGAAGUUUUUCUGAACACUACUUUAAACAAAUCUGAUUAAGAAUCUCCUUUCUUGUUCAUUAAGUCUUUAAUCAAACUGGUGAGCCUAAACAUUGCAGGCCAGUGAGCAUUUCAGGAUGGGAGAGACUGUCAGUUCUAAGAUCAUUUCUCAACAGACAAAUGCAACAACUUUUGGUGUUUCACAAUUUCUGUGAUUCCAAGGAGUGUAUAUGUCUUAUCUGAAUCAGUUUGUUCCUUGGAAAAAAUAUGUAAGUAGCAAGAUGUUCAAAUUAAAACACAGAAGCAGACUGUACUAGUUCUAGAUCCACACCCCAUAUCAGAACAUAAAGUUUUCAAGCACACAGUACGUCAAAGUGUAUAAAAUUUGCUCUGUGAGUUGAGAAUUGCCUGUAGAUGGCAUUACUAGAGAAGACAAAAUUUGAUCUCUUGGAUUAACUGAUCAACAUGAGUAUCUUAAUUGGAAAGAUUCCUUCUUUCUGUGUCUCUCUUUGAACCACAUUCAAAAGCGAAGAAUGUGGUUUGGAUGGUGUUAGAUGAUGGGCAGCUCAUGUGCAGAUUAUUUACUCUUCUGUUGUAGAAAUAUCUCAGGCUUGACAGUAUUUUUAAAAACGUAGUGUCUUUUGUUUCUACGUACAAGGCAAGGUGUUUCAGAAGUUUCAUGAUAUAUGGAAACUUACCAUUCUUGAGUUUCAUCAAAAUAAAGUUGGCAUACUGAUGAGAAUUCAAUGCCUCUCUUGGGUUUGUUACUAUAACCAUGACAACUCGGCUGCCUUGGUCUGAAAAAGAGUUAUCUUUAAGAGCAUCUGUGGGUACAGCUGUUUGGGGGCAGCUAAAUAUUUCUUUGGUGUUGGCUCAUAUUAAAUUCUUUAUCUGCACCCCUUUCACCUUACCUCCUUUCAGAUAAGCCCUACCUUGUGGCUCAGAAUUGACAUAAGUAAAUGGAGGCAUUGGUGUCUUAUUACAACUGUUUUAUUAAAUGGGUGUGGGGGGGGGAAAUAAUCACACUUCAUGAAUAAGAUGCAGUUUGAAAAUGAAGCAGUCUAAAGCAUCCUUCCCCAAUACAGUGCCCUCCAGAUGUUGCUGGAGUAUAACUUGCAUUGGCUUCUACUAGCAUGAUCAGGGAUGUUAUAGUUCAACAACCUCUGAAGGGCACCAGGUUAAGGAAGCUGCUAUAUAUUUGUUGAACAAUUUUGAUUCAUAAUUUCAGCUGCGGUAGUAUGGUAGAAAAGUAGCAUAAACCUAUCUUGUCCUCAUAACAAACUUGUGAGGCAUAUUUGGCUCAGAGUUUAUUGGCUGACUGAAGAUCAGCUUUUUAGUAAAUUCUGAAUUAGGAUCAUAGUUGGUUUUGGUUUAAAGUCCACUGUCCACUAUCACACUGAUUGUAAUUGUGUAGAGACUGCAGGAUUACCUGCACGGUGUUAUAGCUGCGCUAGUGGAAUGUCACUCUGGUUGAAUGUAUUCACUAAUGCUGUUACAUAGCCUUUCCUCAGUAAUAAUUGCACCAGCCCUGUGUAAACUGUAAAAUGGCCAUUCCAUUUCUUUUCUCCAUAGCUCUUGGAUCUACCAGUCCUAAUUGAUUCUCAUUUAGUGAUUUCAACUUCAAAUGCCCCCUGCUUGCUAUCCUCUUCCUUGUAUCUAUAGAAUCCAGAUCACAUCUGGUUUAUCAUUUUUAAUGUUAAAUUACAGUGGUACCUUGGGUUACGUACACUUCAGGUUACAGACUCUGCUAACGCAGAAAUAUUACAUUGGGUUAAGAACUUUGCUUCAAGAUGAGAACAGAAAUCAUGCAGCGGCGGUGCAGCGGCAGCGGGAGGCCCCAUUAGCUAAAGUGGUGCUUCAGGUUAAGAACAGUUUCAGGUUAAGAACAGACCUCCGGAACGAAUUAAGUACUUAACCCGAGGUACCACUGUACCAACAAGCAAUGGGUAUGUAUCAAAACAUUGGCUGAAUAAGCCCCUCCCCUAAACUUGCCAGACCUCAGUUCUUACACUUCAGCUGCGGCAUUUGACAGGACUCCUUGUAUUUAAACUGAGUUUGCACCCAUUCACAGAUGGUGCAUACUAUAUGUGCAACAACGUGUAUACUUGAACCAGCCUCACAAGUAAUCUUACCUUCCACAGCUAAUAUGCCAUACGGGUAUCCCCCCAUUCCCCCCACAAAGCAAGGCGGAGGAUUUUAAAGUUCUCUGCCUUGCUUACUUGAGUCUGGGAGGUUUUUUUGCAAGUUCUUGUGUUUAAUUUUUUUUAUUUCAACUGAAUGGCCUUCAACCAUGUAAAGUUGAAAUUGUGUAUGUUGUGAGUGACCUGUAUAGCUUAUAAUUCUUUAGGUGCAUGUGUUAAUGGAACUUGCUUAAUUUAAUCAAGCUUUAAAACUUCUGUAAAAACUUACAUGAAGCAAUCAGAUUACUGUAUUUUUCCAUGUAUAACACCCCCCUCCCGUGUAUAAGACAUCCCCUAUUUUGGGGGACUCAAAAUUAAGAAAAUGGGGCGGGGGAGAUUUCCCCCGUGUAUAAGACUACCCCCCUUUUAAUAUUAUUUUAAAGUAAAAAAGCCUAGUCUUAUACGCUGAAAAGUAUGGUAUGCCUUGGAGCAUGCCUCAUUUCUCCCCACAGUAGUAUGCUGCUAACUUGCAAUCCCUGGUUAACCAUCCCAGUGUGUGUGUCUGCAGCGGGAAAACUUGUUUACUUGGAGUUCUUUGAUUUCAACCUCUGUGCUAUAAUUGUAGUUGUUGCAGGAAAGAUUUACCAUACUUUUCCUUUUAUAAGACUAGGUUUUCCCCUCUAAAAUAAUGUUUUAAAAGUGGGUUGUCUUAUACACGGGGGCCAUCUUCCCCUAUUUUCAUAAAUUUGAGUCCCCCAAAAUAGGGGCUGUGUUAUACACUGAAAAAUUCGGUAAUUCUCCCAAUAAUGAACAUUGCUUUAGUAAAACUGCUUUCCUCAUCUUGAACAAGGAGGCUACUUGGAACUUGCCAUUUACUGGCUUAACUGCCAGUGGCCAUGAAACCCCCUGAAUGGUAACAGUUGUAUCAUGAACAGUUAUAAUCACACUGAAAUUCCUGUAGGUGGCUUUCUUCUAAGCAUGAAAGUGCUUAGAAGUGAUUUUGAUAAGCCCUUUAAGACCCAUAGGCAGGACCCCGAAGAGAAGGUUCUCAUUAGUAGAUGCACCAUCUAGUUCUUUUCUUGCCAUUAAAUAUGUAUUAUUGAAGUGUCCUCCUUCAGCAUCCAAACUCUUGAUACAAGCUGCUGAUUCCCAACCUAAGUAAAUUGAGUUCAUUGGCAUUUUUCCUCUAUUAAGCACUUCAUCAUUUUAAUAAUUGUCUUCUGAAUUAAGUUUGAGUCAGGUUUAAUGCUGGUUUUACUUAGAAAAGUAGGUUGCAUAUCACAUUCCAGUUUGUAGUUUGUUUUGUUUUUAAACCUUAUUAAUGCCACUCUUACAAAUAAUAUUUCAUGGGAUGGUCAUCCAUCCUGUUUCACUCACCUCCUCCCUUCUCUGAAAACUUGGCAAAUGCUAUGCAGCAGCUGCCUUCUCCUAUGCAAAGGAACUAUAACCUGUAAAGGAUUGUUCCUGUCUUAAAUAGCCAGUGUAAUGCUCACCUGGGGCUACAGUGGCCAGAGUUCAGUUCUGGUUAUCUGUGGGAUUGUGGGUUACCAUAGGGUUAAAUGGAUGACCAUACACCUUAUUCACAGGAUUGGUAAUAAAUCAUAAAACACCACAAAUGUUGCCUCCAAGUCAUUUAGAAUUUGUGUAAUGUAUACAUGUUGUGAUAAACAGGGUUUCAUUUGGGAGGCCAUGUGACAGGCAUCUUUAGAUCUCUACGCUCUUUAAGUUUGGAAGGAAAACUUCCUGCACCUUCUGCAGAAUGAAAAGUGAUCUAGAACAAAGGUCUGUUCUUGAUACUAAUCACUUGAGUUUGCCACUUCUUGGGAGACAGAGAGAGCUAUCGAGUCUUCCUGAAUGCUGUUUUUAAAUUAACCUGAGGAAUUGCAAGGGUGAUCAAAAUAUCUGCAAUACAGUAAAUUAGGUUUUCUUAUUUUAGAAGAAACAAGUUUGUCUAAAUCAGACAUAGGCAAACCCCGCCCUCCAGAUGUUUGGGACUACAAUUCCCAUCAUCCCUGGCCACUGGUCCUGUUAGCUAGGGAUGCUGGUAAUUGUAGUCCGAAACAUCUGGAGGCCGUACUUUGCCUAUGCCUAGUCUAAAUUAAGGACAUUCUCAAUACUGGUGGUUCAUUCCUUUGUUACCUUUACCCAAGAAUAAGCUAUUUGCAAAGAUACCUGCUCAGUCACUGACAAAUGUGCUCUUCUUUUUUUCUCUCUUUGCAGCAGUUCUGUGGUGUUCUUGGUCACACAUUUAUGGAGUUUCUGAAGGGCAGUGGGGACUACUGCCAGGCACAGCACGGCCUCUAUGCAGACAAGUGAACUAUAGAAAUUGAUUACUACUCCACCAAGAAGCCCCCUUAAGAGUGGUUACCAGAAUAAGACGUGUUGAGUUGAAAUUGGCAGAGAAUUUUACAAAGGAGUUCAGACCUGGAUGGGGUAGCCUUGCUGCACUGCCUUUCUCUUUGCCUCAGUAUUACAGGAUUGAAGAAUUGCUGCUUCUUGUUUAGGAGGUUCAUUUCAUUUCCCAUUGCUCCCAACUUCAUGCUUGUCAGCACGGGAAACUUCAAGUGGCUUUUAGUGGAGUAGACUUCGGUUUCUCCCAAUCAAUUCUGCUAGGUUUUUUGUUUUUUAAAAAUAGUAUUGGUCUUGUUGGACGUUUUAACUAAAUUAACAUGGCCCGAAUGAACCGCCCAGCUCCUGUGGAAAUCACUUACAAGAAUAUGAGAUUCCUUAUCACUCACAAUCCAACCAAUGCAACCUUAAACAAGUUCAUAGAGGUAAGGGUUCUUGAGUGGGAGGCUUAUAUUAAUUUUUGCAAUGUUGAAAAGUUUGAUAUAACAGUAUUACUGAAAUUUGCCUUAGACAGUAUUACUGAAAUUUGCCUUGACUACCAACAUGAUGGUCUGUUAAGAGUUAAUUUAACCUUAUUUCUUUUACACCACCAUUCAGUCAUUCCCAAUACAGAUUUCCUUAUUGCAUAGUAGUUGCAUGUUCAAUAAUUCCUCAAAACUGCAUUUGGGUUUUCGCUUGUGAUGACUGCAGGGGGGUGUUCAGCUUUGCUUAGUGUGGUACAAUUGCACCAUGCUACAUGUAGGUGAAGCUCUGAGCUGGUAUAGUAUAGUGACUAAGAGACUGAGCUGUGAGUCAGUUUUUAGCUCAAACCUCUGCUCUCCCAUGAACUCUAGAUCACCAUAAAUAUGCCCUACACAUUCAGAUGUCAGUAUUAUCUCAGAUCUAUCUUGCAUAUGAGGAUGGGAGGAACUCGAUUACAUUACAGGAUUAUGAUAAGAAUUACAAACAGAUAAUGCAAAUGAAGCACGUUAAACCAUUGAAAGUGUUAAACUAAUGUUACAGGGCAGAAGAGGGCAACCAGAAUGAUCAAGUGGAUAGAGCUCUACUUUCAGAGGUAAUUUGUGAAUACCACUUGCUGGAAACUUCAAGAGAAGAGAGCGCUCUUGAGCUCAGGUCCUGCUUAUGGGCAUCUGGUCGGCCACUGUGAGAACAUGUUAGACUAGAUGGACCUGUGGCCUCAUCCAGCAGGUGGUUCUUUUGUUCUUAAAGAUAGUCCUGCCCACUUGAAUUCCUCUGCUAUACUUUAGGUCUUAUUAGAUAUUUGUUAAGUAGUUCUGCUUGAAGAGGUGAAAUGCAAUAAUUAUAGGUCUUCUGAACAGCCUCUGUAUUUGAAAUUGUUCACAAAAUUGCAAUAGUCUGGGCAUGAACAUCAACACGGUAUCAUUAAGAUAUGUAUCACUCUCUCUCCCCUUAGGAACUUAAGAAGUAUGGAGUUACUACAGUAGUAAGAGUAUGUGAAGCCACUUAUGAUACUGCUCCAGUAGAGAAAGAAGGCAUUCAGGUUUUGGUGAGUAGCUUAUUAAAAAGAUAACAUUAGCCAUAGGAUUUUUUAAUUUCUAUGGUGCAAGUGAUUGAACAUGGGGGAAAUAAUGCAGGUUGUGGUAAUCUGGCCUUCAGAUUUCUAUGGAUGUUUUAAAGCGAAAGAAGAAACGCAAAUCAGGCAGUGAUUUGCUAACUGUAAUACAAAUUAAGAAGUACUAUUCUAGGGUAUGUGGAAGUUUAGGUAAAAAAUUAUUCACUUCAUGCAUUCCAGGAUUGGCCCUUUGAUGACGGAGCACCACCAUCUAUCCAGAUUGUUGAUGAUUGGCUAAACCUCCUAAAAGUUAAAUUCCGUGAAGAGCCUGGUUGUUGCAUUGCUGUACACUGUGUUGCUGGUCUUGGAAGGUAAGCAGAACUCCAAAAGGCUAUCUGCUCUGACUUCUCUACCAAACACCGAUUCCAUUAGCUAGUCUUACCGAGGUGGGGAAUGGCUUGUAGUAAGUUACAGCUGUAUGUGUAUUAUUGUCUUUUCAAAUCAGUGAAGCUUUGACUAAUGAGAGAUUGCAGCCCAUAUAUCUAGUGAAUUAGCUCUUGAACAGAGUGUUAACAGGGAACCUGUAAAUUUGCACUAAUCUGAGCAAGGAGAUCAGUAUUUGUAACAGUGAAUGGCAGCUUUUGUGUUCCUCAAGUGCCAGUUUAUGAUGUUGGGUAAUACGAUACAGUUUGCAUAUGCAAUUAAUAAAAUUCACUAUAUCCAUCAGAUUUUUGCAGGGCCAAAGUAUAAGUGUACUAUGAAAUAGUUGUUUGGGUCUACAAAAUGGGAGAAAAUGACUAUUGGGAAACAUUCUGCAACUUGUGUUCUUUCCCCUCCACCAGAGCACCUGUAUUAGUUGCCCUUGCACUCAUUGAAUGUGGAAUGAAGUAUGAGGAUGCAGUGCAGUUCAUAAGACAGUAAGUAUUAAGUAUCUGCCUUGUACAUACCUGCCAAUGACAGUUAGGAAAAUAUUGAAUUCCAUACUUCAAAAAGUGUUGCUUUUUAUUGCUAGGACCACAUGCAGCACAAGGCCUAAGCAUCUGGCUAUUUUUAAUACUUCUUUAGCCCCUCUUCCACUGUAUGAAUGCUGUGUCCCUGCGAAUCGGCCAGUGCCAGGAGAGAUUUUAAAGUUCUAGUCUAAUAGUGGAUUGUACAAGAGAAAGCAAAAAGAAGAAAUGUGAAGGCUGAAGCUACAGUAGAAGUGGAAUUGUAGGUGUGACUUGUACAUCUGUAUGUAUCUCUAUAACAAAUUAGUGAACAGCUGAAAAAAACAGUAAAACAAAGCCAUUAAAGGCAAGAGAAGUUAACAUAAAUAACAAAACAGAACUCUGCACACACACCCCAUUUAAAAAUAGUUCAAAGAGUCUCAGAUUACCUAAAUUAUUUUUAAAGCUUGAGUGAAGUAUUUACCCGGUGCCACAGAAGAUUGCAAAGAUGGCAACUUGGCAUGCCUCCUUGGAAAGGCUAUUCCAUAACUGGGUACUACUGGAAAGACUCUCUCCCUGGCAGUUGCUUGGCUCACUUCAUUCAGCAAGCGCAGGUCCUUGGAAGAGCAUUUUUAAAGUUCAGAUGAAUGACAGAAGGCAGGCUUUCAGUACAAAGUGAAAACUUGUUUUUCAAUGAGGGUGGGGAUUCUUAUAAGAAACAAAACCUAUCUUAAGCAUAUGAUACUUGGUCACAAGUGAAGUAGUGUUACUUUCAGCACUCAUAAUUAACAUGUUCAAUAUUUGAAUGUUUUGUAGGAAGCGCCGUGGAGCCUUUAACAGCAAGCAGCUUCUCUAUUUGGAGAAAUAUCGUCCGAAAAUGCGACUGCGUUUUAAAGAUUCAAAUGGUCACCGUAACAACUGUUGUGUUCAGUAAAAACCAAGCUGCCUAUGUUUCUGGCUUUGGAAGUAGAAGAUGAAAUCUAUAAUUGGGCAGGUUACAUGAAAAACUACAUGUAUGUCUUAAACCAAGUUACAUGAAGCUUCUAUAGGUGUAGGCCACAAUGUUGGCAGGAGAGCAACUUCAUUUAGAUUAUGGUGAUUAUGAUCUUUUUUAGAACAUGAAAUAUACUUGGCCUUUCAAAAUGUCUUAUUAGUAAUUUGUAUCAUUAAACUAUCCUUAAUCAUGCAUUUCAGGGUUUUUUUUUCCAUCGCAGUCCCAGUAGUCAAAUCUACCAUGACAUGUGUAGAGAUUAGGUGCCAAAAGCCCAGCACACUAUUUCUGUAUACCACAGUGUAGUUCUUAGUAACUACAGCUAUCUGGACCAUUGCCCAUUAGCAGCUGUCUUCUGUUUUGUGGAUAGGGCUUCAUAGAAUAAUCUGCCUAUUCACUAUAUUUUGUCUCUCACAAUCACACUAGAAUGAGUAUCAGGAUUUGCACACGAUUAACUGUCAAUUACUUCUGGUACCCUAGACUUUUGUUAUUUAACCCUCUUCAUUCACCUACAUUCUCUGGUUAACUCAUAGAAAAUAAUCCUUCACGCUGUACAGAAGCACACAAGUCUUUAAUGUCUCCAGACAAAAAAGCCUUACAGUUAAAUAAAUAUUGGCACUAAAUGUGCAACUUAGCAGAGGGCCUGUGAAAGGAUGAGAGGGGACUAAUAAAUAUUUCUAGUAAAAUGUUGCCUUUUGUCUUGUGCAGGAAGUAUAGAAUAUGCCCUUUACUUUAGUAAAUGAUUUUUUAAUGUAGAAAUGCUUUAUUGUAGCUGAACACUCUUAAUCAUACAUUUCUUGAAGAUCUUGUAAUUUAUUUUAUUGUACUUCUUGAAAGUUGUUUACCAACUAUUGCUUUGUUAGAAGUGAUUUUGUUUUGUUUUUUCUUGAGUUUCUGCCAUGAAUUUGGCAGACCUCUGUAAUAUUUUGUAUGCCUUUUGACCUGCGUAACUUAAUAUUUGGAUACUUGAUAAUUUGUUAUGUAAUUGAUAAAAUGGUGGUGUGUAUUAAUGUUAAACCAUAUAUUUAUACUGUUUUGGGAAUGUGUGGUUAUAGUACUGUGGGAGAAAUAAUUUGCCAGUGUUCACCAGCUUGUAAAAUCUAGUGUGAGAGCUCAUCUAAAUAAACUCAAAACUGCAUUGCAGUGUACCCGGAAUUUUCUCUUUGGGGCAAGGGAGGGUAGGGAAGCACUCUGAUUUACAGCUUAGAUGAAUAUAUUUUGAAGUGGAAAUCACAGUUCAAGAAUCAUAUUAAUUUCCCUGUGGUAAAUACAUGUUGGGUGUUCUCUCUCUCUCUCUCUCUCUCUCUGUGUGUGUGUGUGUGUGUGUGUGUGUGUGGUGUAACUGAAUUUGUUCUUAGUAACAUGGUUCAGAAAAACACAGAAGCAUUAAGCGUUUUUCAGUAAACUUGUUAUAUUUGUAACAUAAAAUUGGAUUAUUUUUACUUAAUAAUUUAUAUUGUUCUACAAAGCAACACUGUAUUUUUAAAAACCAGUAAUUUAACUGUAUAUGGUACACACCAUUCUUUUGGAUCAUGAAUGUGCAAGUAACAUUUUACCAUCUAUUUCCGUAUAUCCACAGUAUUUCUCCCAAGACACACAAGGCAGCAACACUAUUUUAUUGGGACAAAUGCAUUUGAAGCAACUUAACAUACUGUAUACUUUGAGCAAGUUCUUUAGCGACAUGUUGAAUCCAAGGACCAAACAUCCUUAGGAAACCCACCAGUUCUGUGUGUAAUUCAAAGUUUUGACUUUGGCAUAGAAAGCCCUACAUUAACUGACUCCCAAAUACUUAAAAGAUUGCCUCUUCUUAUACAGACAAGUUUGAGAGUUAAGAACUGCAGAGGAGGUCUUGUUAGCAAUUGCACAACCCUUGAAGGUCUCCCAUUGUUAGGAAGUCUCUACCUUUAGAUAUGUGACUUGUGCAAACGGGGGGGGGGGGUGUUCCUUAGAAACAUACACAAUCCUUUGGGAAUGUUUCAAUGAUUGUUUACCCAGCUGCUGGUGACAGUGGUGACGAUGGAAUGAUUGAAGCGAUUUAUGUUUUAUUGUACAAUAAAUGGACCUGGCAAAAAGGGCAGGCAAUGCACUUUAUGGAUG
Podarcis lilfordi (Lilford's wall lizard) is the source of this 14618-nucleotide messenger RNA. Lineage: Eukaryota; Metazoa; Chordata; Lepidosauria; Squamata; Lacertidae. The record is from the annotation of a GenBank genome assembly.